Messenger RNA from Lytechinus pictus (painted urchin), 6935 nucleotides. Its product is annotated as USP6 N-terminal-like protein. The transcript is spliced from 5 exons. Bases 29 to 1453 code for a protein of 474 amino acids. The record is from RefSeq and is a predicted model, not a curated record. NCBI's taxonomy places the organism in Eukaryota, Metazoa, Echinodermata, Echinoidea, Temnopleuroida, Toxopneustidae.
AUUGGAGAUCCACACGAGUCUGUACUCAAUGAAGUGGUUCUUUCAAUGUUUCUUGGAUAGAGUCCCGUUCCCUCUCACACUAAGACUGUGGGAUAUAUUCAUGCUGGAAGGAGAUAAAAUACUCAUAUCAAUGGCGUAUACCCUUAUGAAACUACACAGAAGAGUGAUGAUCAAGAAGGACAUGGAGAUGGUCGUAAGGUACCUACAGGAGCAGUUGGUCCUUGACUUUGGUUACAGGGACGAUGAGGUCAUAGAUGCCUUACAGGAGGGGAUAUCAGAACUGAAACGCUCAAAGCUACUGGUGCCCCCGCCCGCUAAGCAAAAUGAGAACCCCAUCCUCCCCUUCGGACUGUCACGGCAACCGUCGAUAGGCCAAGCCACGGGGCUACGAACGCCCAUGCCAGUCAGCAAUGGCACCAGUAAACAGUCCCAAUCUCCCUCCGUUCCUCAACCCCACACGUCCGAAAAAGACAAACGAAAUCAGGUUACCCAGUCAACAUCAUCAUCUUCCCAACCACCGACUCCUACUAGUACCAUUGUUUCAGCUUCAAACGGCACAUCUCAGAAUACCUCCCCGGACAAACGCAAACCAGAAGAGAGUUACUACAGCAGUGUGACUUCCUUUGAAAGCCAAUACUCGGCUCGUUCUUCGGGCACGCAAGCCAUUAAGAACAGCGGCGGAUCCCCCGCAAGGUCGGAACCCGGCAGCAGUCGCAAUAACGAUUUGACACCGACGGGUCGCGAGUUUGUCGAAGGGUUCCCCUACCAGGACAUGUCCGGUGUGGACGUUACGUACAGGAGGCAGAACUCUAAUAAUGAGAAGGGCACCCUGAGAUCGGGGAAGGCAUCUCCACUUAAUGAGCGCCCUCAGAGUUUGCCCCCGUCUAGCCCCGCCCAUACUGACCUCAGUGAGCGAAGGCUGUCCCUCUACGAUAAUGUGGACGUUUAUUACAAUGCGCAUUAUGAGCAGAGCAUGGAGGAGUCUUUGGAAGCCGUUGGAACGCCAACGGCUCACGCGAAGGACGGGAUGUUCUAUGUGACCGGAGUGACGAACGAUCCCCGAGUGACGGGGAUGUCGCAAGGGUUGGAUCAAGCGGCAAGCACUGAAAUUGGCAAUACUUCCUCAAACUUCAAGACCUACCCAGAGCCUGGACAGGCUCCAGGAACCUCUUCGCAGCUGAGCUCUCCUCCGCCCCCAACCAAACCCACCAGCCUGGGUAACCUGCAGUCCUUCGAAGUACAGAAGACAUCCAUCCAAUAUCAGAAGAGGACGUCGUGGGAAGGGUCACAGUCGCAACCGAGCUUUAGCCCCAGCCGUAGUCCCGGAGCAGCAGCAGCAUCCGCUUCAGCUCGACCUGCAGGUGUCUCCCCUGUGCGGACAUCACCAACACGCAAGCCAGCCAGUCCCAUCAAUGGCGUUCAAUACUUUCAUUCACAGGUCACCUAUAUCUGAAAACCUCUCCGGUUCGGGUCAAAUGUCAAAGCUCAAAGGUCAUCAAAGGUCAAACUGGAGGAUGGGAGAGGAUGGAAUGUAAAAGAGGACCAACUAGUGUGUAACAUCCAGAAUAAUAUGUAGGAACAAUAUUAAAUUAGAUAUAGUCAGAGCAUUGCUUGUUAAAAGUAGUGUAAUCCAUGAGGGUCAAUGGUCAUAAGUCACCUCCAUAUACAAAAUGCAAAUAUCUGCAGCAAUAGGUGACAUCUUGUGCCUCUUUUAAAAGGUGUUAAACAUUUCUAAGUGGUUUGAAGAAAUACAUUGUAAGAAUAUACCUCAAGGUACAGUACAAGCUCUUUAUCUGCAAGAAAUCAGUAAGUUUGAAUUUUGCAGAUGGAAAUCAAAAUAUGUUUUGAAAAUUUGGUAGUUUAAAUGAUCAACGGCUGACAUAUCAAUAAUGAGCGCUAAACUUUUCAUAUUUAUAUGAAAAAGUGAUCAUCUUGUUCAAAAUACAUAAAACAUGGAAAUAAAACAAAAUCAUGAAUUCUCUCAAAAUUACAUAGAUCAAUAUAUUGAUUUAUUGAUUGGUGAAUUAUUGCCAAAUUAAUUUUCUGUUUAAAAGAAAAACUAUUGUAAUUGAACCAAGCAGUUUGGUUAAUUCACAUACAUGCCCUAAUGGAGAUUAAAACAGAAACCUCUGAUAAUUGUACAAACACAAUAUUCCAAAAACAUGCUUUAACACAAACUUACCACUCAUAUUAACAAGGAAUAGUAUAAAUGAUUAUACAAAAAGUUGUUGGCUUGGCAUGUAUACCCAAUAAAUCUUUAGUGCGUAGCCACACUUGAUUUUUCUUCCUUAAUUCUAUUAACUAUUAUCACUUUUUUCCCCGAACAUAUCGUUUGCAUUUAACUUUUAUAUUAAUGGAUGCUACAAUAAUGCAUCUUUUAUCAGUUACCCAUCAUUAGGUUACCAAUAAAAUAGUGUUUGUCUUUAUCAAUACUAUCAUUCAAUACUGGAGAGUUCAUAUUUUAUGAUAUUUAAGAGCUGUUUCUUGCAUAUUAACUCUAUUCUUUUGCAACUACUUAUUACUUGGUGUUACCAUAUUUGCACCACUCCAUAUACAUGUAUAACCAAAGAAAGAGAGUGGUGUUUUAAUUUCUGACCAAAUUUAGCCCUCAGAAAGGUACCCAUAGGAAAGAGAAGGGCUGUUUACCGGUCUAUGUCAAAUUACGUAGACCCACACACUCAUUUUCAUGUGUGUCUCUUUUUUUGUACCAUGUACAUGUUUGGAGUAUCCUUAUUUCAAGUGCAAAACUAUCAGUGUACAUAUUGUAUAUUUAUUAGAUAGAGGAGAACAUUUCUACCCUAUUUCUGAAUUUUUUAUAAGAACCAUUUGAUAUAGGACUCUACAUGUAUGUUUGUGCCAUAGGUGUAUAUCAAUGUUUUUAAUACAUUGGUUUUAUAAUAUUUUCAUGGCAAAUAUUGAUUGUUGUCAAUUUUCAUUUUAUGUACAGCGAUAUGUAGGAAAAUCUUCAAUUUCCCUUUCCUGUUUCCUUACCUAUUCCCAUACAUGUCAUUUGAUGUGGGUUGUUUGGGUAUUAAUGUAUACAUUCUGUCGAAAUCAAAUGUUCAUGUAUUAAUUAGUUGCCUGUUAUCCAAUGGUUGAACAGUUCUGAAUUUCAUAUCAAGUUUUUAACAUGUUUCAAAGCGGCAGCAUCAAUUUGCUACAAUUUUUUUUUAUAAUUCUUUUUCUUUUUACUUUUAUGAGGGUUGAACUAAAUUGGAUUGAUUCAAAUAUGAUACGAUAUAAGCGCAUGGCUUUCAACGCUUAUUAUUGCAUUUAUCUUAUUAUCCCAGCUUUUAAAUUGGAAUACAUUUUUAAUUUCUUCUUUUUCCCAUCUGGUAGUGCACAUUUUAGUCAUUAGAGCUAUAAAGUAAUUUGAAUAUUGCAUAAGUGUGGCAAUAAAUUAUCUAGUGCUUUGUGGCUUUCUUUUUAGGGAAGUAAGAUGGAUUUUACUUUUACCAGUAUCCAUGUAGGGUUCUACACAAUCAUUUUGCACUUACAGGUUUUAGUAUUUUAUUGUAUAUGAAAUAUAAUUUUAUAUCAUUAGAUUUAUUUUGAUAUAAGUAACAAAUUUGUUUUAAUUGGAACUUCUGAGAAGGUUGUGUACAUGUGUAAAUGUAAAUUGUAAUUUAGGAUUGCAAUAAUAUUUGUUUUGUAUUUGAUCAGAGUGGCGUGAUUAUAGAACAAAAAGGCGGUAAGUCAUAUUUUCUUAAAUUUGAUGUGGAGUGUGUUCUCUCUGGAGGAAGAGCCUGAAAACAGUGUAAGUGUUAAAAAGAUGUAUGUGUCCUGAGGAUGUGAAUGUUAUCUCUGUAAUAAGAAAACAUCAACAAACAUAUUAAGAUAGGAACAGCAGUGGACUGUGAGCUUGAGGCUAACAACCUGUUUAGGACACCUUCAAGCAAAGGGAUCUGAGAUGGUGAUUUUGCUUUCAACAGCAAUUAUUGUUGGAAUAACUAGCUUUAAUUUGUUGUUGUUGAUUGGUUUUUAACGGCGCUCUCAUUAAAAAAAGAAUAUAUGCGCCAAUCAAAAUUAUGUUAUCAUAUAAAAAAUGUUUUUAUUUUAUUAUUUUCAGCAGGUAAGGCCUUAUAUUUUAAGAUUUGAGGAGUAUAAGGUGUAACAAGCUUUGUUACACUGAAAACACACUGUAAAUGAUAAUGCCUCUUUGCUUAAAGGUAAAAUCUUUAAGAUUUUUAGCAGAGCUGAAAUACAGGUGGUGGUAUUCCUUGCACGGCUGAAAUCGUUGAUGGGGAUGUCCGUUGGGAACUCAUAUAUGCCCUACACAUUAAUAUCUUUCAAGGACAAGAUGAAUGGUGAAUGAUGAAACACAAUGGAGGAAACAGGUUAUACGAGUACGAACUGAACUUUUAUGGAACAAGUUUUUGGUUACAAAUGAAUAUUGAAUUUAUCUUUCUCAUCGAUAUUGAUGGAGGAAAUGAAUCGUAGUAUUCCGAAGAAGUGGGGGCCGACUCUUUUUUUCAGUCUUGGCGUAGCCCUGGCAUUAUUUUUAAGAGUUUUACUCAUUGCUGUUAUAGUAUUACCUAUGGUGGCGUCGUCCAUUUAAAGUGUGAACAUAAUGCCAUCUCUGAAAGAUAUCUGUCAACAUUCUGACAGGAAAAUGAAAACUCUAGCUGUAAAGUUGUCAAUCACACUAAUUGACUCAAAUAAAGCCUAGCGCACACUAUGCGAUUCAAUUUGCUGAUCCGACUGCAAAACAAGUUGCCAAUUGCAUCUCGGUGCAAUCGAAUCGCAGACCAGCACACACAUUACUACAGAUCUGCAAUGCGCUGCAUCUCUAUAGCGCCUCCUCUUUUAUGCGUAUGUUGUCUGCACUGCAGUACAUGUAGCUCAGCAAAUUGGCCGUGAGGUCAUGGUUUAGGACAAAUCUGAUUCGCUCAAAAUCACGAAGAAUCACAGGACGCAGUCAGAUGUCUAAGAUUUGGUGUGCGUUUCUUUUGCAACAAAUCGGAUCGCAAUGGAAGUGCGUUGCAGGUUGGCGCACACUCUGCUAUUCUGUUGCGAUAGGAUCUUAGUGUAAUCUUGUGGCAUGGUGUGUGCUGGGCUUGAGCUAUAAGUCUAAUCAUCCCCAUCAGUGCUAUGAGUUAUAUUUACCAUGGUUAAGUUGUAAUAGUGGAGUAAUUUCAAGCUUUUGAAGCAAAUGCAGUAGUAAAUAAUUUGGAAGUGGAUUGUUGACAUUUAAAAAAAAAAUGCAUUUUUCUCUUUAUUUUAUUGAUGUUGGAAUGUUCAAGUUUAUUUUUUAUUUGAUAUAUUUUCCAUGCAGAUUUAGAAUAAUUAUGUAUCAUUGUGAAGAAAGUGUAACAUCAGUGAAAUGUUGUGUUUCAUGUGUUUUGUAUUUGUAUUUGUACAUUUGUGUAUGAUUUACUUUAAUUAUAUAUGUUGUAUUCAAAUUUUUAUUAGUUGAAUGUAAUUAUAUGAGUCGAGCAUAAAGUGAGGAGAAUAUUAUGGAAUAUACCUGAGCAUUUUCUGUUGCUUCAUGAAUAGGUUAGUUGUUAUAUGUUUGAAACAAUAUUUGACCUGAAUUUAUACAGUAAAGCAUUUGUUUUCAGCAGUUAUUUACAUGUUGAUCUAUAUAGUGUACAUGUACCUCUUUAUAUUUUUUAUGUUUUCAGUUUUAAUUUCUUACUGUGGGGAUUUAAAUUCAUGAUUAAUCUUGGUCAUUAUUUUCUUAAAUUCACAAGUGACAUCAUAUUUCUUCUGGACGGGCUAGAUGUGUAGGCUCCUGUGUUCCUUAUCUAUUUUAGGACAAAUAUAUCUCUUUUUCAAAAGUUUAAUGAGACAAAUUUCAUGGUAGUUUAUUUUCAAAUAUCUUUUCUUCCUUUUGAUAUCUCGUUUCUGUCCAGCAUGUACUGUUUAUCUUUUACUAUGUACGUUAUUUUCUAAUCGGUCUCCCUGACUUGUUUUUCUUCUGUAUACCCAUCUAUCUAUCUAUCUAUCUAUCUCUCUCUCUCUAUCUAUCUAUCUUUCUUACUAUCCAUCUAGCCACCCAUCUAUCUUUUCUAUAUCCAUCCAUCUAUCUAUUUUGUCUCUUCUUUAAUCAUUGAAAUACUAAUCUAUCUUUUAGUCAAUUUUUCAGUCUCUACGUUUGUCCUGAUCAUGUUCAUCCUACAUUUCUUGUUAACCAUCUAAAACUCAUAUACAUGUACAUCUCCAUCAUCAACCCACCCAAUCCUAUAUAUCAUCUGCUAAUUUAGUCAAAAUCUUGUGAGAAAUAACUCUAAUUUUCCAAGUUUGCUGUUCCUCUCUAUAUAUCUCUGAUUGCCUGCAAAGCCAUAUUUUGCCAUGAAUGAAAUUAAAGUAAUGUUGAAACAAUUAUUAUUGAUAUUUUCAGGACAACUCUAGCAAUACAGCUUCUGAGUGUUUUUAUGAAUUAUGCUUCUAUUGCUUUUGUCUUUUACCUGAUUUAUAAAUGCAUAUUUAUCUCUUUUUUUUCCAGCCACUUGUAUGCUUUCAUUGUAAUUAUGUACCUAUGUCUGUGGAGAAAAAGUAGAAAAUAUGUUACUUUAUUUACAUAGGAAUAUUUGAUUUUGAGUCAUGUAAAUGUUUGGAUUGGAAUUAAUUCUCAAAUUGAGAACGCAUAAUUUUUAUUUUUUAUUUUUGUUGCUGUUAUUUGCUUCUAUGAUUUGCAUGUAAAUAUGGCUGCGGAGUCGCUAUGUGAAUUAAAGAUGUUUUUAUUUUCGAGAAUCUGUGAGGUAUUCUGCGUGCAGGAUGACAAUAAUUAUCUUUGGUAUACCGGUUUGGAGUGGUGUUUUACUGCUAGAAUGAAAGCCACUUGGAGGUGUAUAAACCCCUUUUAUCAUGAAAUAAUGUACAUUAUUAUACACUGUGAAUGUCUUUGCAUUAUGAUACUGAUGAUGAUGAUUAUUGUUAUUAUUCUUAUUAUGUUUGAAGAUUUAGAGUAAUAUAUGUGGGAUAGAUAAAGA